Vicugna pacos (alpaca) is the source of this 1830-nucleotide messenger RNA. The record is from RefSeq and is a predicted model, not a curated record. Lineage: Eukaryota; Metazoa; Chordata; Mammalia; Artiodactyla; Camelidae.
GAAGAAAGAAAGAAAGAAAGAAAGAAAGAAAGAAAGAAAGAAAGAAAGAAAGAAAGAAAGAAAGAAAGAAAGAAAGAAAGAAAGAAAGAAAGAAAGAAAGAAAGAAAACAGAAUAUUACCCAAUCUUUGUCCUUCCCAGAAAAGGGCAUGUCCUUUCGCUUUCCUUUCUGGUCAACCUGACUCAUCACUGGAUGAAUGGCUUUAACACCCAGCCUACCUUUCAUCUUUAAAAGAGAAGAAUCCGUUUGCAGAGGAGCCAAACGCCAGAGGAGCUUCUCCUGCGCCCAGGGCAGCUGAGAACGUGAUCCGCGGUGUAUCACCAGCGCCACCUUCCCAUGGCAUCUGGACCCAGCAUGAUGAACCCUGUCUGUCUGGUGAAAAGACAGAACAGCCAGAUGACAGUAAAUCCAAAUGCACUGAAGAUUCUCGACCAGAUAUCUCAGCCUGUGGUGGUGGUGGCCAUAGCAGGGCCGUAUCGGACGGGAAAGUCCUACUUGAUGAACCGCCUGGCGGGACAGAACCAUGGUUUCUCUCUGGGCUCCACGGUGAGGUCUGAAACGAAGGGCAUCUGGAUGUGGUGUGUGCCCCACCCCUCCAAGGAGAGCCACACCCUGGUCCUUCUGGACACCGAGGGCCUGGGUGAUGUGGAAAAGGGUGACUCAAAGAGCGACUCGUGGACCUUCGCCCUGGCUGUGCUUCUGAGCAGCUGCCUUAUCUACAACAGCAUGAGCACCAUCAACCACCAGGCCCUGGAGCAGCUGCAGUAUCCUUCCCGGACCGGAAGCCCCAGGUCCAGUUCACUGAGUCGGGACACGCUGCAGGGGCUGCUGGAGGUGCACACGGCCUGCGAGAGGGAAGCCAUCGCAGUCUUCAUGGAGCACUCCUUCAAGGAUGACAAGUGGGAGUUCCAGAAGAAGCUUGUGGUCACCAUCCAGAAAAAGAAGGAAGACUUCUUGGUGCAGAAUGAAGAGGCCUCUGUCAAAUACUGUCAGGCUGAGCUUCAGAAGCUUUCAGAGCCCUUGACUGAACAUUGUUUGAAAGGAACUUUCUUUGCUCCUGGAGGACACAAGCUCUACUUAGAAAUAAGGAACAAGUUUGAACAGGAGUAUAUGCUGCUGCCCAGGAAAGGAGUCAAGGCAAAGGAGGUCCUGCAGAGCUUCCUGCAGUCCCAAGAAGGAGUGGAGGAAGCCAUCCUGCAGGCAGACAAAGCCCUCACGGAUGGCGAGAAGGCUGUGGCAGUUGAACGUGCCAAGAAGCAGGCAGCUGAGAGGAAGCUAGCAUUACUAAAGGAGAAACAGAAUGAGGAAGAGCAAAAACUGGGGAUGCAGGAGCAAAGCCUUAAGGAGAAUCUAGCGCAGCUGGAAGAGAAGAUGAAUAGGGAGAGAGAAGACCUUCUGAGACAGCAGGAGGGGGUGCUGGAGCACAAGCUGAAGGUAGGUCUGGAGGGGCCUGGGCGGCACCUGAUGGAUGACACCCCAGCUCCUUGGGAAGAAAGGAGCAGAAAUUCUACGUAAAGUCAGAUCCCACAGGGAAAUCCAAAGACAUUUGAUUCAUUGUAACAUCAAAGUGAUGUGGACCGAGCAGGAGGCUUAUGUCUGUAAGACUCAGCACUUCCUGUAGUGUUAGGGUUCACAGGGUCCAAAUAACAUGACCUGGGUUCCUAGGCUGCUAUUUGUGGUGACCAUAGGGUCUCACUUGCCCCCAAGUGAACAGGACUUCAGUCCUGUGGUUCUUAGGACUUUCAGUACAACCAUCAGAGGCGUGAAAUAGACCUGCCCCUGAAAGUACCAGAUUGUGCCUUGUAGGAAGGACUGGAGGCUGAAAGCUCUA